AUGACGGAAAUGAUGUCAACAUCCCAGUGGAUGCCUCAUAUCUACAUCCCGAAAACUACUCCGCCUUACAUCGUGAUAGGGUCGAUGGUAGACAUAAUACAUAUAAUCUUUGCUAAACUCGGACACUGCACCACAUGGGUCUUGGCUAAAGGACUCAUCUACGGGACGCAGUUGCCCAACAAGACUUGGUCGGGUCUAAUUGGACAGCUCAUGAGGCAUGAGGUAGACGUGACUGGAACACCGGUGAGUAUGACCGAUUCCCGAGCAAGGGCGAUCGACUUCAGCAUUCCUUUGUACAUGGACACCCAAGCAGUUGCGCACAAGAAGCCUGUUUACGAGUCAGACUUAGCCGGUUUCGUUAAGCCUUACAAGAACGAGAUCUGGGUUCUGCUAUUAGUGACAAUGAUUAUGGUGUUCUUCGUACUCUUGGCAAUUGCUCACAUCGCAUUUGGUUCAUCUCUCAAGAGCUCUGAAAACCGCAAGGAAAAAGCUUGGUUUGCAACUGACCUGACAAUAAUGCCUCUACUUGGACAAAAGUACCUUGAUAGUAGGCAUAUUAAUAUAACAUUAAUAUAA
Molecule: messenger RNA, 576 nt
Organism: Macrobrachium nipponense
Lineage: Eukaryota; Metazoa; Arthropoda; Malacostraca; Decapoda; Palaemonidae
Product: glutamate [NMDA] receptor subunit 1-like
Exons: 7
Coding region: 1-576 (191 amino acids)
Cellular component (GO): membrane
Molecular function (GO): ligand-gated monoatomic ion channel activity
Source: RefSeq, a predicted model, not a curated record